Molecule: messenger RNA, 1518 nt
Organism: Prorocentrum cordatum
Lineage: Eukaryota; Dinophyceae; Prorocentrales; Prorocentraceae
Source: the annotation of a GenBank genome assembly
AUGACGGCCAGUGCGAAGUCGAAGGCCCCGAUCCGCUUCCGGGCCCUUGAGAAAGUCAGGGUGCGGCCCCCGAGCUUGGUGCAAACUUGUCUCAAGCGCGUCGCGGCGAACUUCCUGAGCUAUGACAACUUGCAGUCAAAGCUCGGACGGAAGCAGCUCGAGGAUGUGUACGCGAUGCUUGAUCUCCAGAUGCCCCUCCCGGAGGCGGCGACCAGGAUCAGCGACGAGAGCUACUGGAAGCGUCGCACGCAGGCCAAGCACCGGAACGCGCAGGUGGAGAAGCACGGCCUUUCGUGGAAGCAGACGUUCUUGGAGCUGGAGCUGCAGGAGGUGCUGGAGCGGCUGCCCAUCACCGUGGAGUACAACUCCCCCGAGUGGGAGGCGCUGAAGCUGCAGGUGAGGGCCUCGCGGUUGCACGUCUUCCAGCUCACCAUCGCGCAGUUCCCGUCCCACGUGGACUUCAGCUUCCUGUUCGACGAGCUGCCGGCCCUGUGCAGCUUCUCCGUCACCUACGGCAACAAGCGCCUGGGCAUGGAUUACGAGAGGGCCAUGUUCGGCAUGAAGAUAUCCGACGCGCAGUACCUUGCACGGAACAUCCGCGUGAGCCAGACGCUGGUGUCCCUGUCGCUGCCGUGCAACAUGAUCGACGACGAGCUGGUGAAGGUGCUCAUGGGCGGCCUGUCGUUCGGGCACAUGCUGACGCAGCUCGACCUCAGCCACAACAAGAUCGGCGACCGCGGCGCGCGGCGGCUGGCCUCGCUGCUGGACCCAGACUACUGCCUGCAAAUCCUCGACCUGAGCGACAACCAGAUUCACGCCAACGGGUGCAUGCACCUGGGGGCGCACCUCGCCGAGAACACGACCUGCGAGUCGCUGAACAUCAGGCUGAACAGGUGCGAGGACAACGGGGUCUCUCACCUGUUCCAGGACCUCUGCGUGAACAAGCACCUGAAGCAGCUCAACAUCUCGUGCAACGAUCUGACAGUGCGGUGCCUUCCGUACAUGAACCAGAUGCUCUCCGAGAAUGCCACGCUGACGGAACUCGAUCUGAGCGCGAACCCGCUGUACACGCCGGACGCGGAGGAGGACCUGAGCCAGUCGCAGCUCGGCGCGAGCAUGAUGGCCGGCGACUCGCUCCAGGUGGGCGCGGAGACCGUGGACGGAGGAGAGGACGCCUUCGCAGGCAUCAGCAUGUCGAGCCAGUUCGGCAAGUUCGCCCGCUGCGUCAUGCGCAGCCCGUCGCUGCUGAAGGUGGACAUCCGGCAGUGCAGCCUGCCAGCGGAGCUGGCCGAGAGAAUCACCACCGCGGUGAAGCACCGCGAGCUGCGCGCCAAGGGCAUUCCGGUGGAGGCGUACGAGAGGAUUGGCAGGCACGCGCCCGAGGAGCUGGAGGGGGAGCCCGAGGAGGGCGGCCCCGCCGAGGACGAGGCCGCGGGCGAGGCGCAGGCCGCCAGCGCCCCCGAAGGCGCCGAGGGCGCCGAGGGCGGCGAGGAGGAGGAGGAGGCGGCCGAGCCGUGA